Molecule: messenger RNA, 819 nt
Organism: Aspergillus affinis
Lineage: Eukaryota; Fungi; Ascomycota; Eurotiomycetes; Eurotiales; Aspergillaceae
Product: peptidylprolyl isomerase
Exons: 7
Coding region: 1-819 (272 amino acids)
Biological process (GO): protein folding; protein peptidyl-prolyl isomerization
Cellular component (GO): endoplasmic reticulum; fungal-type vacuole
Molecular function (GO): peptidyl-prolyl cis-trans isomerase activity
Source: RefSeq, a predicted model, not a curated record
AUGAACUUCAAAUCCAUUUUCCUGUCUUUUUUCUUGGUCCUGGCCGUCGGGCUUGCCCUGGUCCACGCCGAAGAGGCCAAGGAGCCUCGGGGCCCCAAGAUCACCAGCAAGGUCUACUUUGACAUUGAACACGGUGACAAGCCCCUCGGUCGAGUUGUGCUUGGUUUGUACGGAAAGACUGUUCCCAAGACCGCUGAGAACUUCCGCGCUCUGGCUACUGGCGAGAAGGGUUUCGGCUAUGAGGGAUCUACCUUCCACCGUGUUAUCAAGGACUUCAUGAUCCAGGGUGGUGACUUCACUCGUGGUGAUGGAACCGGCGGCAAGUCCAUCUACGGCGAGAAGUUCGCCGACGAGAACUUCAAGAUCAGGCACACCCGCAAGGGUCUCCUUAGCAUGGCCAACGCCGGCAAGGACACCAACGGUUCUCAGUUCUUCAUCACCACCGCCAUUACUGCCUGGCUUGAUGGCCGCCACGUCGUCUUCGGCGAGGUCCUUGAGGGCUACGAGAUCGUCGAGCAGAUCGAGAACGUGCCCAAGGGCCGUGGCGACAAGCCCGAGCAGGUGGUCAAGAUCGCGAAGAGUGGAGAGCUGGAGGUUGAGGAUACCCCCAGCGAGAAGAAAGGCGAAGAAGAAGAGAAUGAAGAAGCCAUUAUCACGGAUAGUCCGCCAGAGGUUGCACCAGUCGUCCCAGCACCAUCCUCGAUUUCUCUACCCGGGUUCGCCGUCUUUGUCGUGGCUAUCGCGAUCAUCGCACUCAUGGUUAAGAACUGCUGCGGAGGACGUUCUCGGGGAAAGGAUCACGAAAAGAGUCUCGCUUGA